UCUCCACCGACGAAACCCCCAACCAGAUCCAGCCAACAUGCCGCCGCCGCCGCCGCUGGAGGAGCUCCAGGAGGAGGUCCUCCUCCGCUUCCCGCGGCACGAGCCCGCGCUCCUCGUCCGCGCCGCCCUCGUCUGCAAGCCCUGGCUCCGCCUCAUCUGCGGCCCCGGGUUCCGGCGCAGGUUCCGCGAGCCCCACCGCACGCCGCCCAUGCUGGGGUUCGUCGGCAACAUCGUGCCCAGUUUGAGUGGGAUUCUAACCGACGCCGACAGACCAUAUUCCUGCUUCGUGCCCACCACGGCCGCCGCCUUCCGCUCGCCGGGCGCCGACCUCCUCCUCUGCCGCGCGCUCGACGCCCGCCACGGCCGUGUCCUCCUCAACUGCCAUAGAAGGGGGGGGGGGGGGGGGGUGCCCCUUCCCCGUCUGCAAGGGCAAGGCUACAUAGUCUGGAUUGCGGCGGUUCUCUGCGGCCGCUGCCAUCACCUCGAUUGCCACCGUGGACCUUUCCUAGUGGUUUACAUGGCCUAUCGUGCUCCUGGGGAGCUGAUCAUCUGCACCUAUUCAUCCGAUGCUGGUACAUGGAGCGACCCAAUUUCCACAGAGCAGCCCACUAGACAUGUCGAUAUGACGCCCAGCGUGCUUGUGGGGAAUGCACUCUACUUCGGGUGUCUGGCCAGCAAAUCACUUGUAAAGUAUGACUUGGAAUCGCACGAAAUGUCUGUAGAUCCACUGCCAUUUACAUACCGCUCGUGGCGGCCUGUCGUGCUCGACAAUGGGCUAGGAUUAGCCACCGUACAUGAAUCCAAGCUCUGCAUGUGGAAGAAGGCUGGUCCUGAAGUGGAUGCUGGGUGGACAGAGAACAGGGUCAUUGAGCUUGAGGCGCUGCUCCCUAGUUAUGCCUUCUUGACCCCACCUGAUGUGGUUGGCUUCGCAGAUGGCAUCGAUGUGAUUUUCUUGAUGGCGGACAGUGUGCUCUAUACAAUUGAUACAAAGACCUAUGAGGUGAAGAAGGUUUUUGAGGGCAAACGCAUCAACUGUGUUAUUCCUUACAUGAGCUUCUUCAUUCCAGGUACAGCUUUGCAUGGAUUUUGGUUUUAUAACAAUGUUAUAAACGAGCAAUAA
Molecule: messenger RNA, 1120 nt
Organism: Panicum virgatum (switchgrass)
Lineage: Eukaryota; Viridiplantae; Streptophyta; Magnoliopsida; Poales; Poaceae
Exons: 2
Coding region: 38-1120 (360 amino acids)
Molecular function (GO): protein binding
Source: RefSeq, a predicted model, not a curated record